Capsella rubella is the source of this 1118-nucleotide messenger RNA. Its product is annotated as NAC domain-containing protein 5. Gene Ontology annotation, molecular function: DNA binding. The record is from RefSeq and is a predicted model, not a curated record. Gene Ontology annotation, biological process: regulation of DNA-templated transcription. The coding region runs from base 42 to 1022 and encodes 326 amino acids. NCBI's taxonomy places the organism in Eukaryota, Viridiplantae, Streptophyta, Magnoliopsida, Brassicales, Brassicaceae. The transcript has 5 exons.
CUGUUUACUUAGCACACCUUUGGGUUUCUGAUCUGAAAGUUAUGUCGCUCUCGAAACUCGUUUAUCCGACCGGUGUCAGGUUCUGUCCGACAGAGGAGGAGAUUUUCUAUUAUCUCCGGAUCAAAAAUCUGGAAAGUAACACGAGCCAUGUCGAUCAAGUCAUUAGCACAGUCAAUAUCUCUAGCUCCGAUCCUUGGCAUUUACCUCCCAAGGCGACUAUCAUUGUCGAAACGACCGAUCUCGUUUGGUAUUUCUUUGGUCUUAUAGAGACCAAGUACAACAAAGGCGUUCGACAGAGCAGACAAACACAAUCUGGGUUUUGGAAGAAAACUGGAGAGACUAUGGAUAUCAAGCCAAAGAGCGGUGAUGGCGAAAAGAUUGGUGAAAAGAGGGUUUUGAUGUUUUACUUGAAAAGUGGAUUAAAAUCCAAAUGGACUAUGCACGAGUAUCAUGCUACGAUCCCUGACCAGGUGAUGACAAAUACACUCUGUAAAGUAGAGUUUAAGGGUGAAAAGAGAGAAAUCGAAGAGAGCCGCUCUUUAUACCCUGCUCCAAUGAAUAAUACUAUUAUUGGUGGUUUGAUUAAGAAUCCAUCUAAGAUUACUGGAUCUCCUCUUGAUAUGGAUGCACUGGACCAGGUUAUGGAUAAUCUAUUGAAUACUGAUUUCAAAGGCUUGGCUGAUAAUGAUGAUGACCAACAGAGUAAGGAUGUUUACAUGGAAGAAUAUAACAGAUACGAGCCUAAAAAGCCAUUGACUGGUUUCAUUGAUGAUAGUAGCGACUCUGAUUCGACUUCUCCAACAACGAGUUCCAUUCAAACUUGGAGCACUUGUGAUAGUUCAAAUCAAAUCCCCACAGACCUGCAAGAAUCUCCUACCUCGACAAUCAAAGAAACACCCGAGAAGAAGAAGAAGACUUGCGGUGAUGACACACUAGUGAUGAACAAGAACAAAAGAGCUGGUUUCUUUGGCAGGAUGAUACAAAAAUUCGCCAAGAAAAUUCAGUUAUGUUCUUCAGUCUAAAGAACAUGCAUGGUAUCAAUAAAUAAGCUUGUUAGUCUUGUCUACCUUCCUUAGCAAGAACAAAAAAAGACUGUAUAUAUAAUACAGUUCAUACAG